Molecule: messenger RNA, 835 nt
Organism: Neolamprologus brichardi
Lineage: Eukaryota; Metazoa; Chordata; Actinopteri; Cichliformes; Cichlidae
Source: RefSeq, a predicted model, not a curated record
AUGACAGGGCUGGACGUGGAAAAGGACCAAAUCAUUGAAAUGGCCUGCCUUAUUACAGACUCACACCUGAACAUCCUGGCUCAGGGGCCAAACUUGAUCAUUAAGCAGCCCGACGAGCUACUGGAAGGGAUGUCAGAGUGGUGCAAAGAGCAUCACGGAAAGUCAGGACUGACCCAGGCUGUGCGGGACAGUAAAAUCACCCUGGAACAAGCAGAGUAUGAGUUCCUGUCCUUCGUCAGACAGCACACACCACCUGGACAAUGUCCCCUCGCUGGUAACUCUGUGCAUGCGGAUAAGAGGUUCCUGGACAAGUAUAUGCCACAGUUCAUGCACCACCUUCACUACAGAAUCAUCGACGUGAGCACCAUCAAGGAGCUCAGCAGACGCUGGUUUCCAGAAGAAUACAAAACGGUUCCUCACAAGAAAGCAACACACAGAGCGUUGGAGGACAUCCAGGAGAGCAUCAAGGAGCUGCAGUACUACAGAGCCAACAUCUUCAAAGCAUCAGAGAAGAACUGCACGAUUGUUGAAAAUGGAGGCAGCAGUAUGAGUUAGCACAGAAUGAGAAUAGUCUUCAGUGUUAUUAUCGUAUUGCCAUCGGUUUUCGUUUGUGCACUUGUGAAUGCUCAAUAAUCCUUUGUUAGAAUAUUGUUAGUGGUACAUUUAAAGGUUUCAUUGAAAGAAGCAAGCAGCAGUUUUUUGUUUUUCUUUUCAGGAGAAAUCCUUUUUUCCAGGUUCAUGAUGGUGAUCUUUGGUAGAUUGUGUCUGAUGCAAUUUUCAAUUGUUCUUGUUUUGAAAGUGAAACCAAAUAAAUCUGGUUGUGCCUGUGGAAAAA